Conger conger (European conger) is the source of this 1485-nucleotide messenger RNA. RefSeq names its product dual specificity protein phosphatase 22-B-like. Gene Ontology annotation, biological process: positive regulation of JNK cascade; transforming growth factor beta receptor signaling pathway; regulation of cell population proliferation. The coding region runs from base 140 to 685 and encodes 181 amino acids. Gene Ontology annotation, cellular component: cytosol. NCBI's taxonomy places the organism in Eukaryota, Metazoa, Chordata, Actinopteri, Anguilliformes, Congridae. The record is from RefSeq and is a predicted model, not a curated record. Gene Ontology annotation, molecular function: protein tyrosine/serine/threonine phosphatase activity. The transcript is spliced from 7 exons.
UCAGCGGGAGCUUGACAGCUACCUCCAAGGAGGUGAAUAUAACCAAAUGUUGUAGUACUUAGCAUGCAAUAUCAAAGCGUUUAGACAAGGGAACAGAAAGUUAAAGUUCACCGUCACCUACCUGUCGAACCUCGGUCAAAUGGGAAACGGAAUAAAUAAGGUCCUGCCGGAUUUAUACCUGGGGAACUUUAAAGAUGCACGGGACAGGGAACAGCUGGCCAGAAACAACAUCACCCACAUUCUCUCCAUCCACGACAGCGCCACUCCGCUGCUGCAGGAGAUGACAUACCUCUGCAUUCCUGCAGCUGAUCUGCCCACGCAGAACCUGACCCAGCACUUCAGGGACAGCAUCGUGUUCAUGCACGAAUCCAGGCUUAAAGGAGAGGGCUGCCUCGUGCACUGCCUGGCGGGCGUGUCCCGCAGUGUCACCCUGGUGGUGGCGUACAUAAUGACGGUGACGGAGCUGGGCUGGCAGGACGCCCUGGCAGCGGUGAGGGCCUCUCGACCCUGCGCCGGCCCCAACAUGGGCUUCCUCCGCCAGCUCGAGGAGUUCCAGAACACGCAGGCCCACGAGUACAGGCAGUGGCUGAAGGAGAAGUACAAGGAGAACCCGUUUAACGAUGAGGAGGAGAUUAAGCUGCUAUUGGCCAGGAACCCAAGGGCCACACCUCCAACGGACACCUGACUGGUGUUGCCACGGUGACCGCCCACUGUUUUCACCCUGGUGUUGCCACGGUGACCGCCCACUGAUUUCACCCUGAUACAGCCACGUUUUGGGGCUGAACCUACCUGCCAGUCACAUUCUUUCAGGUGUUGGACUGAGCUGUGCUUGUGUUUAUGUGUGUGUGUCUGUGUGUGUGUUGGGCUUGUUUAUCAUGUGCAUUAGAGUUUAUGUGUGUGUGUCUGUGUGUGAGUGUGUAUGUAUGUGUGUUGGGCUUGUUUAUCAUGUGCAUUGGAGUUUAUGUGUGUGUGUGUAUGUAUGUGUGUUGGGCUUGUUUAUCAUGUGCAUUAGAGUUUAUGUGUGUCUGUGUGUGUGUGUGUGUGUAUGUGCAUUUUUGUUGUUAUCAUGUGCAUUAGAGUUUAUGUGUGUGUGUAUGUGUGUGUGAGUGUGUAUGUAUGUGUGUUGGGCUUGUUUAUCAAGUGCAUUGGAGUUUGUGUGUGUGUAUGUAUGUGUGAGUGUGUAUGUAUGUGUGUUGGGCUUGUUUAUCAUGUGCAUUGGAGUUUAUGUUGACUUGUUUGAGAGGAACACACUACUUUUAACCUGUGUAAAUAAGUACAGGAUAUAUAUUGUUCAAUCAGUUUUUUUAAACAAAAUUAUUGAUAAUGCCAUUUUAUUGUAAGUUAUGUAAAAUCUUGCAAUUAUGUAAAACCGAAUUAUUUUUUAAAUCUUGUGAAAUUGUUAUUUUGUAUUUUAUUUUACAUACUAAUCAAGUUUGUUGGGUGUCCUGAAUAUCUCAAUUAAUAAAAAUGUUUGAAAACAUUGUA